GCGAGAUGCCCAGUUGUACGUGGAAACUUGUCAAGUCUGUCAGAGGGACAAGCCACGUACGCAGGCUCUUCGAGAUGCCCCUUUCGAUUCCGGAACGGCCUAGUGAGAGUUUGUCCAUGGACUUCAUGGAUACUCUGAUCACCAGCAAGAGUGGGAUGCGACACAUCUUCGUCAUCGUGGAUAAAUUUGGUAAGUAUGUUAGGUUAGUAGCAAUGUCGGAAGCAGCAAGGACGGAGUAUGUGAUCCGAAUGUUCAAGGAGAAUUGGGUUAGGGACUUUGGGUUACCGAAGUCUAUUAUUAGUGACAGGGAUGUCCGAUUUACCAGCGAACUGUGGAAGGCCGCUGCUGCAGAGCAGGGAACCCAGUUGCAAAUGACUUCUGGGAAUCACCCAGAGGCCAACGGCCAGGCCGAGCAACUGAACCGCAUUGUACAACACCUGUUGAGGCAUUACAUCAAGCCCAACCAGGUGGACUGGGAUGAGAAGCUUGCACUCAUCGCCAAUCUGUAUAACAAUGCGGUACACAGUGCCACUGGGGUGAGCCCAAACAGUUUGCUACUGACUUUCAUGCCUAGACUACCCUUAGAUUUUCUCCUUCCAGAGAAUCAGUCGACUGCUGCACCAGAGCAGACUAAGGUGGCCACGAUUCUGGGACUGCCGGAGGGACCCGCUUUGAAGUGGGUCACCUCAACCUCCAGCAGUCAGCAGCAGUCUAUGGAGGACUGGGCUUUUGGGCUGGGGGUGGACAGACUUCUGCAGGCCCUAGAGGACCGCUUUGCAAACAAGGAGCGGGCCCGCAAAGCUGCUGACAAGAUUACUCGCUUGGGGCAGCAACGUUACAGCGGUACCCUGCGAUCCUUGUUUGCAGAGUUCGAACAGCUUACCUCUACCCCUGGGUUGGUCAUGUCUACUGAUGAUCUGCUGACCAACUUCUGCAGGGCUGCGCCUGAGAAGUUUGUUGUUGCACUGUACAGCGCUGGGCACAAAGACUGGAGAUCCUUUGGCCGCGCAGCCCUGGACAUGGAGGCAAAACUUCAUGUCCAGGCCCCCUCCUCUGACAGGAGGAAAGGUGCCUUCCCUCGUGGUGGUAGAAAGGGAAAGGCAGCCUUUGCACAUGCAGACUCUGCGUCAGCUUCUUAUUCAGAUUCCCAAGCUGAUACACCAUCAGCUGGGACUGGAUCCGCAGCUGAAACAGAUGUUGCAGCGGCCCUGACUCAGGCUGUUCUGGGAGUUCUGCAGCAGCAGAAGAGAUUCUCCUCCACCACAGCCUCAGCCAGUGCAAAGGGGAAGACAAGGGACGUUGUGGACCAGUAUGCGGAUCUGAUGCAGGAGCCCUUUGGGUUACCCAACCGGCCAACCAAGCAUCGCAUGGAGCUAUUACCUGGACCAGUCCCUCCUAAGGGUCGCAUCUACAGGAUGUCCCCUGCUGAGCUUGAGGAGUUCAGAAAGCAGCUUGAGACCCUGACCAUCAAAGGCUCGAUACGGCCGAGCACUUCUGAAUUUGGGGCACCAGUCCUCUUCGUCCCGAAAGGGAAUGGAGAAUUCAAAAUGUGCAUCGACUACAGAGGUCUCAACAAGAUCACUAGGAAGAGUACAGAGCCACUUCCUAGGCUCGAUGACCUGCUGGAUAUGGUGCAGGGUUGUACAGUGUUCACCAAAGUCGACCUCAAAUCUGGGUACCACCAGAUUGAGAUGGCUGACGAAGAUGUCUAUAAGACAGCCUCCAAAACCAGGUACAGUACUUACGAGUUCUUGGUCAUACCAUUUGGACUUUACAAUGUCCCAGGUACCUUCCACACAGAGAUGCACCGCAUCUUCAGGCCUUCCCUGGACAAGUUCAUGGUUGUCUACCUGGAUGACAUCCUGGUAUUCAGCAGAAUUGCCAAGGAACAUGAGGAGCACCUGACUCUUGUCCUUCAGUCAUUACAUGACAGCCAGUAUAAGAUUAACAGAGAGAAGUCUUCUUUUGGAGUUCCCUCUGCCAUUAUCUGGGUCAUGUAAUCUUUGGAGAUGGCCUGGCUCCUGAAGCAACCAAGAU
Molecule: messenger RNA, 2037 nt
Organism: Chara braunii
Lineage: Eukaryota; Viridiplantae; Streptophyta; Charophyceae; Charales; Characeae
Source: the annotation of a GenBank genome assembly